This is a messenger RNA of Stomoxys calcitrans (stable fly), 1264 nucleotides long. Its product is annotated as ribonucleoprotein RB97D. Gene Ontology annotation, molecular function: RNA binding. Gene Ontology annotation, cellular component: cytoplasm. Bases 117 to 1082 code for a protein of 321 amino acids. The record is from RefSeq and is a predicted model, not a curated record. The transcript has 5 exons. NCBI's taxonomy places the organism in Eukaryota, Metazoa, Arthropoda, Insecta, Diptera, Muscidae.
CCAUUUUGGUUUAAAGCAUUGGGCAUUGUAUACAUCGUGGCAAGGGAAAAGUAGAAUUCGUAAUUGGAGUACAUAAUUUCUAAUAUCUCAUCUAAUUGCAAAAUAAAUAUACUGAAAUGGUCGAUGUUAUCGGAGCUCCUUAUACUGAUAUCCAGCAAAACAAAAUGUACGAAAAUGACAAUUACUCUUGUAAGUUGUUCUUAGGAGGAUUGUCGCCUAAUACAACUGAAGAAAGUAUAACAAAUUUUUAUGCUCAAUAUGGUGAGGUGGCAAGUGCUGUCGUAAAACGUGAUCCCACAACUCAGCGCUCUAAGGGAUUCGGUUUUAUCACAUACAAGGAUUCCUCUAGUAUUGAACGUGCCCAAAGCCUUAAACCACAUAUUAUUGACGGACGCAAUGUUGAUUCCAAACCCGCCUUGCCCCGAUCUGAGACAAACAGAAUUGGUUCUAAUGACAAUGUUCGAAAAAUAUUCGUAGGUGGUCUUAAAGACAAUCACGAUGAACAAAAUUUACAGGAUCAUUUCCAACAAUUUGGUAAUGUUUUGACCGUAAAAGUCUUGUUGGAUAGAACAACUGGUCGCAAACGUGGCUUCGGAUUCGUAGAAUUUGAUACUUGUGAAGCUGCCGAUAGAGCCGUUUUUCAUAAAAAUCACACAAUUGAUCAGCUUCCCGUUGAAGUUAAAAAGUCUAACUACCGACAAGAACAAGCCAAUCGGGGAUCUUACCAACAUGGCGGCUCUUCAGGAUCUUACUCCCAAGUUGCAUAUACACAGAACCCUUCAUAUAACUAUCCGCAAGCUUCUUAUAAUGGUUGGACAGGACACACAACACAUUAUGCUCAACAACCACAGACAAUGUAUGAAGGCUAUGCUGCUGCGCCAGUCCAAAGUAACCCACCAACUGCAUAUAAUGGAUGGGAAGAACAAAAUAAUUAUAAUGCUGCCCCACCUCCGGGUGCAGCAAAUGGUUGGAAUGCAGGUCAGUCCGAAGGACAAUUCGGCAGUUACCAACAUUCCCAUGGCGGAGGCCCUCAGAAGGGACACAACUUACAAAAUAACCGUAGAAAUCCAUAUAAUGUAUAACUGAACUUAUAUUACAAAACAACAUAUACAAUUUCUUACAUCUAACUACUACAAUGUAUAUAUUUUAUUGAAAAUGUAUUACAAAUGGAUUUUUUGCAUCGAAGAUAAAUUGGAUCGGUUAAAUAUCUACUUAGAUGCACAAGAUAUUUCGAAAAUCAACAUUAUUUUAACAUAAAAUACAA